Messenger RNA from Teleopsis dalmanni, 523 nucleotides. RefSeq lists its product as uncharacterized. NCBI's taxonomy places the organism in Eukaryota, Metazoa, Arthropoda, Insecta, Diptera, Diopsidae. The transcript is spliced from 2 exons. The coding region runs from base 45 to 455 and encodes 136 amino acids. The record is from RefSeq and is a predicted model, not a curated record.
UCAAGUCGAGAAUUAUUAUUCGCAAUUAAUUUUAAGUUUUAAGUAUGCUCAUCCAUCAGUUAAAUGUGUUUAACGUGUUUUGUUUGUUUUGUUUGUUCUGUUCUCAGGUGACUAACGAAAGCUCGCUGGCAAGGUACAACAAUACCGUACAUAAACAUGGCCUCAUUACGUCAACGCUUGGUCUGCAGUUGACAGUUGAACCAAGUCAUUUUCAUGACGGAGCAAUGCGUGUCAAAUGUUUGGCUAGCAUAUCGCCGGUGCUGUGGAAAGGGAAUAAGGAGAGUGUUUUGCAGCGACGACCUGGAAUCAUAAACAAUAGGGAAGCCAUGCUGUUAGUACGGAGUGCAACUUCAAGUAUCCACCAAUGGAACAAUCUAUCGUGUUGGCGUCUACUUACAAUCACUGCAAUAUUAACGAUGACUUGUCAAUUACUUCUACGCAGAGUCUUAACCUAAAUAGCUGAAAUUGUAUUUUAAUUCCUUUCGUUGUUAAGGGAACUUAAGUAAGGACAUUUAAAAAUUUA